AUAUGGCGGCGCUGUUGACAACAGUAACAGAGCAGUGGAUACGAGAGAAGCUACAUCUAAAUCACCAUUGCCUUGCGGAUGUGAGAUCACUGAGCCUCCCAGGAUCUUACAAGGAGAAAAUCAGACAUCUGGGAAUCUCACUAAAGAACUUUGUCCGCUUGAAAACCCUGAACCUCUCCUGUAAUGCACUCAUCUCUGUCGAGGGGGUCCAACACUUGAAGAGGCUGGAGAGGCUGAACUUGUACUACAACAACAUCCCCUCCCUUCAGGAGGUCAAAGUGCUCUGCCAGCUGACUGCUCUGAGAGAGCUGGACCUGAGGCUCAACCCUCUGGCUAAAACAGAUCCACACUACCGCCUGUACUUGGUGCACGCACUGUCCAACCUUCGCACGCUUGAUGACUGUCCAGUCAGGGACCGUGAGAGAAGAGCUUCAAUCAUGCAUUUCUCCUCCGACUCUGUGAUCGGACUCCAACAGACGAGCUCCUCGGAGACAGACAUCCCUGACCAGAGGAGCAGUAAGCCGAGGAUGGCCUCAGUAAGUCGCCUGGCCAAGAAGCUCUCUGUCCUGGAUGACAACGAUGACCUAGUGUUGAACCUUGUCACUAAGAGCAACUGGGACCAUAGUCAACCUCUGUUCCUUACUGGCUCUUUCCACAAGGAGCCAGAGUCCCAGCUCUAUCAUCAGAUCAAAGAGGAGUCUUGUCAUUCCCAGUCCAAUGGUCUACGUUUAAGAGAAGGAUCUCGAAGGAAAGGUUGUUCCUCCUCGUUGAAGGGGCCAAGGGUAACCUUUAACCCCCGUGUAGAGAAACACAGCAGGACUAGCUCUGGACGGGAGGAGCGAGAGAAACUCCCCAAACACCUGAGAGUCACAGCCAAGGGCCACUUCACCCCUCACCCUGAUCAAGUUGACCAGCAUAAGUCUUCCUUAGUGAAGAUCCGCCCCCCCAGUCCUAGAAGUCCCUGUCCCAGUAGGUCUGAUGCCACCAACCCCAUCCUGCACCCUCCCAGACUGUCCUACCAUAACACCCAGCAGACAGCAGGGGGCUCCACCUCACCACAGAAACAUGCCAAGCAACAGAAGGGAAGCUAUAGGAAACCAAUGGAGAUGCUGCUGAGCCUAGUGGACAAGCACUGGACAGGGGAGAGGCCACUGCACCAUGACAACAACUUCCUCUCUCAGGCAGUCCAGAUCCUGUCCAUGAUGGAACAAGACAUCUCCAGUGGAGAAGCCGAGGUCAGGACGUUGAGAGGGAACGUUGAAGAGCUGAAGGAGCAGGCAGAGAUACGAGACCAAGACCACAGGACAGAGACCCAUAGACUAACUACACAGCUGGAGGAAGCACACAUCUCUGUUGACAGUUUGAAUGAGCAGCUGAGGAUACUAUUGGAGGAUAACGUCUCUCUACAGAAGCAGAUGAUCAGAUUAGAAAAACAAUAUCUCAACUCUAUGAUGAAAAGUUCACCAAACACUGAGAUAUGUGAGAAGCAGGCAGAGGUGGAUGAGCUGAGGAAGAGGGUAUCAGAGCUGAGGGAGAAGGUCCAGGAACAUUGCGUUAUGGAACAUUGCAGAUAGAAAUGUCAUGAAUAGAGCCAAUUCCUUAUUCUACAUGAUGUCAUAGAGGAAUGUUUGUUCUACAUUUCUAUCUGAACGUUCCAGAACGUUGUCCUGCUGAACGAGCACCAGCACCAGAUUCUCUUAUCUUAGCUCUAUAUACACUGCUGCCAGCAUUUACACUUUUCUUCUGAUGCAGGAUUAAUGUUGAGCAUGUAAACUUGUCUCUAACUCUGAUCUCAUUUUUUACUUCUGUGUAUCGUCAUGCUUUUACUGUGUCCACUAUCCACACCUUUACAAUGUUCCUUACUGACUGUAUCCACACCUUUACAAUGUUCCUUACUGACUGUAUCCACACAUUUACAAUGUUCCUUACUGACUGUAUCCACACAUUUACAAUGUUCCUUACUGACUGUAUUCACACCUUUACAAUGUUCCUUACUGACUGUAUCCACACCUUUACAAUGUUCCUUACUGACUGUAUCCACACCUUUACAAUGCUCCUUACUGACUGUAUCCACACCUUUACACUGUUCCUUACUGACUGUAUCCACACCUUUACAAUGUUCCUUACUGACUGUAUCCACACCUUUACAAUGCUCCUUACUGACUGUAUCCACACCUUUACACUGUUCCUUACUGACUGUAUCCACACCUUUACACUGUUCCUUACUGACUGUAUCCACACCUUUACAAUGCUCCUUACUGACUAUCCACACCUUUACAAUGCUCCUUACUGACUGUAUCCACACCUUUACACUGUUCCUUACUGACUGUAUCCACACCUUUACACUGCACAUUGAAUCUCAAUAUUUAUAACUCGACAUGUUUAAAUGAUAAA
Salvelinus namaycush (lake trout) is the source of this 2394-nucleotide messenger RNA. It is a transcript of the gene cep72, whose product is annotated as centrosomal protein 72. Bases 3 to 1574 code for a protein of 523 amino acids. The transcript has 11 exons. NCBI's taxonomy places the organism in Eukaryota, Metazoa, Chordata, Actinopteri, Salmoniformes, Salmonidae. The record is from RefSeq and is a predicted model, not a curated record. Gene Ontology annotation, molecular function: protein binding.